AUGGAUCACAAGCACAAGGCCGGGAAAGCCCAGCCCAAUCUGAUGGCUCGUCCAGAACAGGCCUCAAAGAAGAAAAGAAAGUAUUCCUCUCUUUCCUCGUUCGGCUCAACCAAGCUUAGCCACCAUCGGUCUUCUCAACCAGUUGACACAUCGGGAGCACUUUCAGAUCCACACUGGGGGCAUGAGCAAGGCCCUUCAAAUAAUAUGUCAGAUGAGGGCGAGGCGGUCUUGCACACCAACCAUGAAAAGGCAAUAUCGCUUACCCCGAACCUUUCAGACGAGUUGAGUGGCCCCGCUAUCCCUCGACGCCCUCGGUCGGAGCGGAAGCAUCCUUUGAAAUGGCCUAGAAAUGAAAGCGCAGCUGCGCCGGAAGACACUUUAGACCUCACUUCCGACUCUGCCGACAUACAACCAGCUGCAUCAUUGCACCAGCCUGAUGAUAAUGAGCAGAGAAGGCAAUUGCAGGCCAAGCUUGACAAGAUUGCCAGAGAAGUCGUCGAGGAUUUCUUCAAAAGCAAGGAUAAUUCAAAGUUGCCCGCCCAACAUCAGAGGAUGCUGGUCACAAAGGCGAUCUUUGACGCGCGCCUAAAGGCCAGGCAGGAAAUGCUCGAGAGCGACCCGUCUCAAGCUAAAAGACACUUCUUUAGAGUCAGAGGUGACGAGAAAGAGGCCAUUGACAAGGAGCUUCUAAAUGAGCUUGUUCAUGAUGUCUCCAACAAGAAUUGGAGAGAAGCAAAUCCCGAAAGGUAUCGAAGAUACCAACGGGAGUAUUAUCAGCAACGCUUUGCGCCGAGCAAACGAAAGAUGGCCAAAAUGUCCGCUGGAAUGCCCGGGCCAGAGAGAAAACGGGAGAUAUCUGCAACUUUCCACAAGCUGAAAGCCCGGUUGCAGAGGCGGGCCUCAUUGCCUCCCGUAGAUUGGAGCGAAGGACAAGAAUUGCCGCGUUCAUAUAAGGCAUGGACGCAGAACGACACAAAUGAAGUGUUCAAAUUUGCCCGAGAAUUUCCAAGUACCGGCAAGAAACGACAAGCGGAGCAUCAUCGCCUAAAGGCGGCGAAAAGGAGGUGA
Acaromyces ingoldii is the source of this 1068-nucleotide messenger RNA. RefSeq lists its product as hypothetical. The record is from RefSeq and is a predicted model, not a curated record. NCBI's taxonomy places the organism in Eukaryota, Fungi, Basidiomycota, Exobasidiomycetes, Exobasidiales, Cryptobasidiaceae. The transcript is spliced from 2 exons. The coding region runs from base 1 to 1068 and encodes 355 amino acids.